Molecule: messenger RNA, 2256 nt
Organism: Eremomyces bilateralis CBS 781.70
Lineage: Eukaryota; Fungi; Ascomycota; Dothideomycetes; Eremomycetales; Eremomycetaceae
Product: ARM repeat-containing protein
Exons: 4
Coding region: 1-2256 (751 amino acids)
Biological process (GO): post-transcriptional regulation of gene expression
Cellular component (GO): cytoplasm
Molecular function (GO): mRNA 3'-UTR binding
Source: RefSeq, a predicted model, not a curated record
AUGACCCAGGAUGAACUCCAGGCCUACGUCAUCCCCCAGCGUCUCGGGUCGUUCCACCAAGCUGCUCCGAAUGGUCAACCUCCUUUCACUUCCGCAAAUGUUACUGCGGCGUCUAUGGGCGCUACCAGUGCUCCAGUGGGGGUCCAGCGCCAGGCUUCCUUCGGAGCGAACAAGAGUGACGACAAGGUUUCUCCGAAUAAAUCUCAACGCAGCGUGGAGGACUAUGAAAAGGAGAUCCUCAAUUUGAAGUUGGCGUUGGCCAAAGCGCGAAUCACUCAGCUUGAAGAUGAGGCGAACACCUCCGAGUCGCAUGUGACCAAGCACACUUUGGAACAAAUCGUCUCCGCUUCUGAAUGUGAUGGCGAAAUUGUCAACGAUCGGGGGCUGGACAACAGCAGCAAGCACACUUCUCCUACUGACGCUGUUGGCAUGCCGCCUUGGGGCAACACCCCGUUUCUCCCGAACAAUGCGGCCCUUCCUGCACGUCCUACGAACCAGGCUCAGGGAAUGCCUGCCAAUGCGCUCAGGAAUGCCCAGGUUAGUGCACAUCAUCGCGCAAACCGUGUCAUGGGCCAUGGGGCUAACGCUCCUAAGCAACAGGGUCGCUUCUCGCUCCCUUCCAAGCCGCCAUUCACGGGUUAUGUUCCUCAGCACAGUGGACCCUAUUCCGCAGCCCAGAAUGCGUGGACGUAUGGUGGUAUUCCCAUGAAUGUGCCACGUGCUCCUGCCGCGAUGAUUGCGGCGACUGGUGUACCUGGGGCGAAUCAGGUGAUCGGUCGUGCUGCUCCUGCGUUCAGCGGCCAAGCCACCGGACGAGCGUUCCAAGGGCACUUCCCAGGAGUGAACAACGGCAACUUCGCUGGUGAUCAUCUGAAGUUCACUACUACCGACGAACUCCACGAUGGACUCAACCAGGCAAGUGCUCAGUUCACGGCUCCACGUGACGCUAUAGUCACCAAAGGAUACACUGGCCCUAUGCAGCCCAAUUCCUACGCCAUCACCUCUGCCCCGUUGUCCCAGCCCGUCGCUCCCUGGGAUGUGGUGAGAGCUGAUAGUAGUGCAUCUGCUGACAAGGCCAAGGACCCUUGGGGUGGCUCUGCAGACUCCGUCGAUACCACUGCGGAUGGGACGAAGUACGUCGCUCCCCAUGAGCCUAUCAACUACCGUCUUCUUCUUGAGAAGAAUGCCACCACGGACUGGAGGAUCAUUGUGGGGAAGAUUGUCGAUUUCAAUGAUCAACAGGCAUCCAUCUUCCUUCAACAGAAGCUCAAGUCUGGCACCGAGCAGCAGAAGCAUGAUAUCAUCGAUGCUAUCCUCGGCAGCGCGUAUGGUCUCAUGAUCAAUCGAUUCGGCAAUUUCCUCGUUCAGCGUUGCUUCGAACAUGGCACGACCGAUCAGAUUCGUCGUCUUGCUGACAGCAUCCGGGGAAAUACCCUUACCUUGAGCCAGGAUCCCUUUGGCUGCCAUGUCAUUCAAAAGGCAUUCGACAGCGUCACCGAAGAUUACAAGGCGCUGAUGAUUCAUGAAUUGCUUCGCAAGAUCCCUGAGACGGUCACCCACCGCUAUGCUUGCCAUGUGUGGCAGAAGCUCUUCGAAUUGCGCUGGAGCGGUUCCCCACCUCAGAUCAUGAAGUAUGUCAAUGAUUCUCUUCGCACCAUGUGGGACAAGGUUGCGAUGGGUGAGACUGGCAGUCUCGUAGUCCAGAACGUCUUUGAGAAUUGCCUUGAAGAGGACAAGCGUCCUUGCAUCAAUGAAGUUCUUGCCAGCAUCGACAUGAUCUGCAAGGGCCAGUUUGGCAACUGGUGUAUUCAGCACAUCUGUGAGCAUGGCGCUACCGCCGACAAGGCGGCAGCCGUCGAUCAUGUCCUUGCCAACGCGAAGGAUUACUCUCUUCACCAGUACGGCUCCAAAGUUGUUGAGAAGUGCCUCAAGAUCAAUGCCAACAACUUCAUUGAUCGCUACCUUGAGAUCGUUUCUGAGCCUCGCGAGGACCGCGUCCGCAUGCCUCUCAUCGAUAUCUCUUCUGAUCAAUUCGGCAACUAUCUCAUUCAGUACAUCCUCCAGAACUGCACUUCUCGCCAGAGGGAGAUUGUCUCCACUCAUAUUCGCAAGCAUAUGGUCAGCCUCCGUGGAAACAAAUAUGGUUCCCGAGUCGCCAUGCUCUGCUGCAAUCCGGCGAGCAACGUACGUCCAUCUCCGCCUCUUGAUGUUUUUGGUCCUCGUUAUGGUCGGGGUUAUCGUGGUCGGAUGUACUAA